GCAGGCGCGUACCUGCCCCCCUUGCAGCAGGUAUUUCAAGCGCCGCGCCGGCCCGGGAUAGGAACGGUCGGGAAACCCAUCAAGCUCUUGGCCAACUACUUUGAAGUGGACAUUCCCAAGAUCGAUGUGUACCAUUAUGAAGUGGAUAUCAAACCCGACAAAUGUCCACGCAGAGUCAACAGGGAGGUUGUGGAGUACAUGGUGCAGCACUUCAAACCGCAGAUCUUCGGCGACCGAAAGCCGGUCUACGAUGGGAAGAAGAACAUCUACACAGUCACGGCAUUGCCCAUUGGAAACGAGAGGGUUGACUUUGAGGUGACGAUCCCGGGGGAAGGCAAGGACAGGAUAUUUAAGGUCUCGAUCAAAUGGAUGGCCAUCGUCAGCUGGCGCAUGCUGCACGAGGCGCUGGUCAGCGGGCAGAUCCCCGUGCCCCUGGAGUCCGUCCAGGCGCUGGACGUGGCCAUGAGGCACCUGGCAUCCAUGAGGUACACCCCCGUCGGCCGCUCCUUCUUCUCCCCCCCUGAAGGUUAUUACCACCCCCUGGGAGGCGGCAGGGAGGUCUGGUUCGGGUUCAACCAGUCGGUCAGGCCUGCCAUGUGGAAGAUGAUGCUCAACAUCGACGUGUCGGCCACCGCCUUCUACAAAGCCCAGCCCGUCAUCGAGUUCAUGUGUGAGGUGCUGGACAUCCGGAACAUCGACGAGCAGCCGAAGCCCCUGACAGACUCGCAGAGAGUGCGUUUCACCAAGGAGAUCAAAGGUCUGAAAGUGGAGGUGACCCACUGCGGGCAGAUGAAGAGGAAAUACCGCGUGUGUAACGUCACCCGGCGGCCGGCCAGCCACCAGACGUUCCCCCUGCAGCUGGAGAGCGGUCAGACCGUGGAGUGCACCGUGGCUCAGUACUUCAAGCAGAAAUACAACCUGCAGCUGAAAUACCCCCACCUGCCCUGCCUGCAGGUUGGCCAGGAGCAGAAGCACACCUACCUGCCCUUGGAGGUCUGUAACAUCGUGGCGGGCCAGCGGUGCAUCAAGAAGCUCACAGAUAAUCAGACGUCAACCAUGAUUAAAGCAACGGCCAGGUCUGCCCCGGACAGGCAGGAGGAAAUCAGUCGCCUGAUGAAGAACGCCAGCUACAACCUGGACCCGUACAUCCAGGAGUUUGGGAUCAAGGUGAAGGAUGACAUGACGGAGGUGACGGGGAGGGUGCUGCCAGCGCCCAUCCUGCAGUACGGAGGCAGGAACCGGGCCAUCGCCACUCCCAACCAGGGCGUGUGGGACAUGCGAGGGAAGCAGUUCUACAACGGCAUCGAGAUCAAGGUCUGGGCCAUCGCCUGCUUUGCCCCGCAGAAGCAGUGUCGAGAGGAGGUGCUGAAGAACUUCACGGACCAGCUGCGCAAGAUCUCCAAGGACGCGGGGAUGCCCAUCCAGGGCCAGCCCUGUUUCUGCAAAUACGCCCAGGGCGCAGACAGCGUGGAGCCCAUGUUUCGCCACCUCAAGAACACCUAUUCAGGGCUUCAGCUCAUCAUCGUCAUCCUGCCGGGGAAAACGCCGGUGUACGCCGAGGUGAAGCGCGUUGGGGACACCCUGCUGGGAAUGGCCACGCAGUGCGUGCAGGUCAAGAACGUGGUGAAGACCUCCCCGCAGACCCUGUCCAACCUCUGCCUCAAGAUCAACGUCAAGCUUGGCGGGAUCAACAACAUCCUUGUGCCUCACCAGCGCUCUGCCGUCUUUCAGCAGCCGGUGAUCUUCCUCGGGGCCGAUGUCACUCACCCCCCGGCCGGAGACGGGAAGAAGCCCUCCAUAACGGCUGUUGUGGGCAGCAUGGACGCCCACCCCAGCCGCUACUGUGCCACGGUGCGCGUGCAGCGUCCUCGCCAGGAGAUCAUCGAGGACUUGUCCUACAUGGUGAGGGAGCUGCUCAUCCAGUUCUACAAAUCCACCCGCUUCAAACCCACCAGGAUCAUCUUCUACCGCGACGGCGUUCCCGAGGGGCAGCUCCCGCAGAUCCUUCACUACGAGCUCCUGGCGAUCCGAGACGCCUGCAUCAAACUGGAAAAGGAUUACCAGCCCGGCAUCACCUACAUCGUCGUCCAGAAAAGGCAUCACACCCGGCUCUUCUGCGCAGACAAGAACGAGAGGAUUGGGAAGAGUGGGAACAUCCCAGCAGGAACAACAGUGGAUACCAACAUCACCCACCCCUUUGAGUUCGACUUCUACCUGUGCAGUCACGCAGGCAUUCAGGGUACGAGCCGGCCGUCCCAUUACUACGUGCCGUGGGACGACAACCGGUUCACGCCUGCCUACUACGCCCGGCUGGUGGCCUUCAGGGCCCGCUACCACCUGGUGGACAAGGAGCACGACAGUGGCGAGGGCAGCCAUAUAUCUGGACAGAGCAACGGCAGAGACCCCCAGGCCUUGGCGAAGGCUGUGCAGGUUCAUCAGGACACUUUACGUACCAUGUACUUUGCUUGAAAGCCUAACUUUUGUUACCUCACUCAAGAAAGCUUUCAGAUUUGUAGGAGCCAUACAAAAAAGGAAGCAUUGGGACACCUUGGUUUUUUUCCAAUGAGAAAUCACUGCAGGGCAGGCAGCGUCGAGGCGAGGCAGGAGACCAGCACCACGGGACAGAACGAUCCGACACCUUUGCAGGAUUGGAAGAGACUGACGAUUAUUUUUUUAAGUUUUUUUUUGUGGUUUUUUUGUUCUUUUCUGGCUUUGCAAAAUUUUGACCUGACCAAACACAACGAAGGCGUUCGAGGAAGGGAUAAAACUGCCAGGAGGCGGAAGCAGGUUUUCAUUUUUAAGAUGCAAUACUUAAUAGACUCCUGACUGUGAACUGGCGGCUUUGGUCCUCCGUUGCCCACCAGGCGCUGGUAGGUAUUUUUUGUGGGGGUUGGGGGGGGAGGGGAUUUUUAGAGCCUUAAAACAGAAGACUAGAUUUAUAAAACUUAAUAUUUUAGAAUAUGAGAUGCUUUAAUGGGUUGAGGGGAAAAA
This is a messenger RNA of Mesitornis unicolor (brown roatelo), 2991 nucleotides long. Its product is annotated as protein argonaute-1. The coding region runs from base 199 to 2469 and encodes 756 amino acids. Gene Ontology annotation, molecular function: protein binding; RNA binding. NCBI's taxonomy places the organism in Eukaryota, Metazoa, Chordata, Aves, Mesitornithiformes, Mesitornithidae. The transcript has 19 exons. The record is from RefSeq and is a predicted model, not a curated record.